Messenger RNA from Besnoitia besnoiti, 2586 nucleotides. RefSeq lists its product as uncharacterized. The record is from RefSeq and is a predicted model, not a curated record. The coding region runs from base 1 to 2586 and encodes 861 amino acids. Lineage: Eukaryota; Apicomplexa; Conoidasida; Eucoccidiorida; Sarcocystidae. The transcript has a single exon.
AUGGUGGCGGAGGCACCAGUUGCGCUGUCCUCGUCACCUGCAGAGAAGAGGACUGUUGCCUUGAAGGCAUGGAGGGCGUGGCGAAAGGACAAUAAGGGCGCGUUGGAGGAGGUGCUGCAGAAUCCGGCAGGCUAUGCUCUCUACAAGGCUAUGAAGGCCUCGGCUGGAGGCACCGUUGCGGAGACCUAUCAGCAAUGGCUGCAGCAGAACGAGCACUCGAAGCGUUGGUUUGCGUGGCGUCAAGCGUGCCCCGGUCAGCUGCGGGACGUCCUCGCUGAUCCGGAGGGCUGGCAUCUUUUUUCAACCAUGAAACGCGAGAAAGGGCAGCAUGUUCCCGAGACGUACGAGGAGUGGCGCGACUUGCCAGAACACAAGGUCGUGGCGAGUCGGCGUAAGUGGUCCUCCUGGCGUCGCGCGCACCCCGGGCCGUUGGUUGCGACGCUCGCCGAUCCCGAGGGCUGGGCUCUGUACCGGCAGGUCAAAGUGUCGGACGGAAAAGAAGUCCCGGAGAAGUACGAAGAGUGGGCGGCGCACCCCACUGUCCGGAAGCAGGCAGCCAUGGAGGCGUGGACGCAGUGGAGACACGAGCACCCUGGCCAACUCGCCAAGGUCCUCGCAGAUCCCGACGGCUGGGCGUUGUACAAAGCCAUGGUGGAGUGUGCGGACAAGCGCAUCGAGGCGACUUACCAAGAGUGGAUGGCGAAGCGCGAUUCGGCGCCGACGUCCUGGGCCGUCUGGUCGCGAGCGCACCGCGGGCCGCUCAACGAAGUGUUGAAGGACCCGGUCGGCUGGGCGGCCUUCAAGGCCUUCAACGCCAAGAAGGGCAUCACUCUGCCGCAGACUUACGAAGAGUGGGUUCAACUGCCUGAGCAGCAGAAGGGGAUCGCCUCCUUCAGGUGGUCGUCCUGGCGCAAGGCGCACAAGGGGCCGUUGGCUGAGGUCCUCGCAGAUCCAGAGGGCUGGACGCUGUACGUCGCGAUGCUCGAGAAGGGCGGUCACGCCCGCCUCCCGGCUUCGUACGAGGAGUGGCUCGAGUCGUACCGCGCGGGCAAGAGCCCAGCGAGCAGCUCGGCGCAGUGGCGCCAGUGGCGCAAGGCUCACGAAGGUCCCCUCGAGGACGUCCUCAGGGAUCCGGAGGGCUGGAAGCUGUACGCUGCGCACAUGCAGCGUGGCGGACGUCGCGCGUUCCCGGCGGACUACGCGACCUGGGUCGCCAACCAGCGAGCCGAAGCCAAGUGGGCAGAGUGGCGCGCCGCCCACACCGGCCCGCUGCACCGGGAGUUGGCGGAUCCAGAGGGCUGGGAGCUCUUCCGCGUGCGCAGCUCGACGGGAGGCAACGCGGCUUUGCCGGCGACGUAUGCGGAGUGGCUGAAGCUUCCCGAGCAGCAGCCGCUGCUGGCUGCUGAGGUCUGGUCCACGUGGCGCCAGGCCCACCCGGGUCCGCUGGCUGAGGCGUUGCAGGCCGACCUGGCGACGGGCUGGGCGCUGUACCAAACCAUGGUGCGCGCGACGGGUGUGGAGGUGCCCGAGGCUUUUGCGACCUGGCUGCAGGACUACGGCAAAUAUGUGAAGGCGACUUGGCAGUCGUGGCGCGACAAGCACCGCGGGCCGCUCCGACGCGUGCUGGCGGAUCCGCUCGGCUGGGCGCUCUACAAGGCGAUGGUGGAGAGCUCCGGCGCCUCGCUCCAGGCGACCUUCGAGGAGUGGGCGGACAGCAAGGGCCCAUCGGGCAGCGGAUGGAUCAACUGGCGCCGGCAGCACAAGGGCCCGCUGCACGAAGUUCUGCGAGACGUGGAGGGGUGGAAUCUGUAUCGGGAGAACCUUCUGCGAAAGAACGCCUCCGUCGUGCCGCAAACCUACGAGGACUUCCUGAAGCAACCCGAGCAGCAGAAAGCAGCUGCGACGUCCAAGUGGUCGGCCUGGCGCCGCAUUCACAGAGGCCCCCUGGUGACGGUUCUGGCGGACAGCGAGGGCUGGGAGCUGUACGUGAACAUGAUGGAGAAGGCUGGUCAUAAGAUCAGCACAUCUUACGCCGAGUGGCGCUCGUCCGCGCAGAUCCACAGAGGGCGCGCCGCUCGCGAAUGGCGAGCGUGGCGGCGGCUGAACAAGGGCCCCCUUGCGACCGUCCUCGCGAAUCCCGAAGGCUGGAUGCUUUACAAAGCAUGGACAUCCGGCUCAAACAACCGGUUCUCCGCCGAGACGUACGAGGAGUGGUGCCUCCAGAAAGAGAAGGGACGCGAGUGGCGCGAGUGGCGAGCCAAGCACCCAGGCCAGCUGCGAACGGUUCUCGCGGACGCCGAGGGCUGGGAGCUCUUUAAGAAGUACAAUGAAGCUCGAAACCGUCCAGUGCCCGCCAGCUACAGUGAGUGGCUGGAGCAACCGCAGCAGCAGCAGCAAAUGGAUAAAGACGCGUGGCUCGCCUGGCGCGAAAACCAAGCGGGCAACCUCGCCGAGGUCCUCGCAGAUCCGGAGGGAUGGAAGCUGUUCCGCAAGAUGAAGGAAGCAGCUAAGGAACCCAUUCCGGCGUCCUACGCGGAGUGGCUCAAAUCUGAGAACGCAUCUGUCAAUGGUGUCUACAAGGCGUAA